UGGAGGAAGAAGCAUGCUGGGUGUCCCCAGAGGAGGGACUGGCAGGCAGAUACUCCUGGUCUUCAGCUUUAUGCUGGCAGCAGCUUGGGGCCAAAUGAAUUUCACAGGAGACCAGGUUCUUCGAGUUCUGGCCAAAGAUGAGGAGCAGCUUUCACUCCUCAGGGAUCUGGAGGUCCUGAAGCCCCAGAAGGUGGACUUCUGGCGUGGCCCAGCCAGACCCAUCCUCCCCGUGGAUAUGAGAAUUCCUUUCUCUGAACUGAAUGACAUCAAAGCUUAUCUGGAGUCUCAUGGCCUUGCUUACAGCGUCAUGAUAAAGGACAUCCAGGUGCUGCUGAACGAGGAGAGAGAAGCCAUGGCGAGAUCGCGCCGGCUGGAGCGCAGCACCAGUAGCUUCAGCUACUCCUCUUAUCACACGCUGGAGGAGAUCUAUAGCUGGAUUGAUAACUUCGUAGCCGAGAAUUCAAAUAUCGUCUCCAAAAUUCACAUUGGCAACAGUUUUGAAAAUCGGUCCAUUCUUGUUCUGAAGUUCAGCACUGGAGGUUCUCGGCGCCCUGCCAUCUGGAUUGACACUGGGAUUCACUCCAGGGAGUGGAUCACCCAUGCCACUGGCAUCUGGAUUGCCAAGAAGAUUGUCAUUGAAUUUGGCAAAAAUGGCCUCCUGACAAACAUACUGAAAGCCAUGGACAUCUUCAUAGAGCUUGUCACCAACCCUGAUGGGUUUGCUUUUUCUCAUAGCAUGAACCGCUUGUGGCGGAAGAACAAGUCCAGCAGACCUGGCAUCUUCUGCAUCGGCGUGGAUCUCAACAGGAACUGGAAGUCAGGCUUUGGAGGAAAUGGUUCUAACAGCAACCCCUGCUCAGAGACUUAUCAUGGGCCCUCACCACAGUCAGAGCCAGAGGUGGCCGCCAUUGUGAACUUUAUCACAAAACAUGGGAACUUCAAAGUUCUGAUCUCCAUCCACAGUUACUCUCAGAUGCUCAUGUACCCUUAUGGCCACUCUAUGGAGUCUGUUUCAAAUGAGAAGGAGCUGCACAGUCUUGCACAGGAUGCAGUGAAGGCCCUGUACCAGGUGCACGGGAUCCAGUACAUUUUUGGCAGCAUCAGCGCCACCCUCUACGUGGCCAGUGGGAUCACUGUGGACUGGGCCUACGACAAUGGCAUUAAGUAUGCCUUCAGUUUCGAGCUCCGGGACACAGGGCGCUAUGGUUUUCUGCUGCCAGCCACACAGAUCGUCCCCACAGCCCAGGAGACGUGGAUGGCAAUACUGACCAUCAUGAAGCAUGCCCUGCAUCACCCCUACUAGCAGCACUACUGGAGCCAGAGCAGGUGGGGUUCGCCCUCCUCCCCAAGGCCUG
Molecule: messenger RNA, 1355 nt
Organism: Marmota flaviventris (yellow-bellied marmot)
Lineage: Eukaryota; Metazoa; Chordata; Mammalia; Rodentia; Sciuridae
Source: RefSeq, a predicted model, not a curated record